Messenger RNA from Brassica napus (rape), 2325 nucleotides. Its product is annotated as protein indeterminate-domain 11-like. Gene Ontology annotation, molecular function: DNA-binding transcription factor activity. The coding region runs from base 242 to 1888 and encodes 548 amino acids. Lineage: Eukaryota; Viridiplantae; Streptophyta; Magnoliopsida; Brassicales; Brassicaceae. The record is from RefSeq and is a predicted model, not a curated record. The transcript is spliced from 5 exons. Gene Ontology annotation, cellular component: nucleus.
UCGCUUUCUACAAAAAUAAUUUGUCAAGUUCUUGAUCAUGUUUCUGUGUAGUAAUUUGUUGCUACUUCUAUUUUGUUUCAUUUACACUAAUUUGUUGAUUGCAAAUAUGAACCUGAAAAGUGGAUAGAGGUUGUCUCUUGUGUUGAAGCCAAAGUAGGAAGUGAUACAGAUAUUUAUACACACAAAAAUCAAAGAAGGAAGUUAGGAUUAUAUAUAUAGGGGCUCAUUUCUUGCUUUGGGGAUGAUGAACGAAGACAUCUUACUUCAUCAGCAAGUACAACAACAAGAGGAGAAUAUGUCGAAUCUAACAUCAGCUUCUGGGGAUCAAGCAAGUGUCUCUUCGGGAAACAGAACUGAAGUAAGUGGUUCUAAUUACUUCCCUCAUCAUCAACAACAAGAAGAGCAACAACAGUUCAGUGUUCCUGAAUCUCAGCCUCAGAAGAAGAGGAGAAACCAACCAGGGAAUCCAGACCCGGAAUCAGAAGUGAUUGCUUUAUCACCAAAAACACUAAUGGCAACAAACAGAUUCGUGUGUGAGAUAUGCAACAAAGGAUUCCAAAGAGACCAGAAUCUACAGCUUCACAGGAGAGGUCACAAUCUACCAUGGAAGCUGAAACAACGAUCCAACAAAGAAGUGAUAAGGAAGAAAGUGUAUGUUUGUCCAGAAGCAAGCUGUGUCCACCAUGACCCAUCUCGAGCUCUCGGUGACUUGACAGGAAUCAAGAAGCAUUUCUGUAGAAAGCAUGGAGAGAAGAAGUGGAAAUGUGACAAAUGUUCAAAGAAAUAUGCGGUUCAAUCAGAUUGCAAGGCUCAUUCUAAGACUUGUGGCACCAAAGAAUACAGAUGUGACUGUGGCACUCUCUUUUCUAGGAGGGAUAGUUUCAUAACUCAUAGAGCAUUUUGUGAAGCAUUGGCCGAAGAGACUGCAAGAGAAGUAGUAAUACCACAAAACCUGCAGAAUCAUCAACCAAACCCUCGUAUGAUUCACCAAUCUUCUUCUUCUCAUCAUCAAGCACAACCAACCAUGAACGUCUCUUCCUCUUCCCAUAACAUCACCAACAGCCUUUACUUUGAAACCAACCAUAAUGGUACUAAUAAUAGCAACACUAGCAGCAACCACCUCCAUACUUUUCCAAUAAAGAUAGAGCAACAACAAAGCAAUGAUCAUAUCAUCAAUUACCACCACCAUAGCAUCCCUCCUUGGCUUGCUCCUCAACCGCAAGAUCUCACGUCUUCAAACCCUAACCCCAGUAAUGGUGGAGGAGGAGGUUUGUUCUCUCUUGCAGCUUCUCCGGCUAUGUCAGCCACCGCAUUGCUCCAGAAAGCAGCUCAAAUGGGUUCCACAAAGACACCUCCAUUACCACCAACCACAGUCUCCGAGAGGUCAGCUCAUCAUAAUAACCUCACCACAACAAUGGCGGCGAUGAUGACAUCAUCAUCUGGAUUCAUCAGCUCCACCAACAACAACCAAGUUUUGUUUCAAGACUACAAUGCCUCCGAGUUUGACCAUAGCGGUGGAGAAGAAGCCUUCGACGAUACAUUCUGCGGGUUCUUGAGGACAAACGUUGAUACUACAACCACUUCAGGAUCAGACAAGAAUAAAAGCGGUGGCGGAGAAGGAGAAGAGGGUUUGACGAGAGAUUUCUUGGGGUUAAGACCGUUAAUGUCUCAUAAUGAGAUUCUAAGUUUUGCUGGUCUAGGGAAUUGCAUCAGUGGUUCUGCUUCCGAUCAGCUUCAUCCAAAGCCUUGGCAGGACAUAAAAUUAAGAGUCGUCUCUCUCAUUUAUCUUAAUCGGAAACAACUUUCUUUGGGGGUUCAUCUACUGAAGUUUGGAGCGGAGAGAAACCCUAGAAACAAGUACAAUCUUUUCUCGCGAAUCUAUGGCUGAUGAGUCCUCGCCGCCUUCUGCGACUUCGCCAGCAACUUCUGUGGCAGCGACUUCGCUUGCUCCUGCGUUUCUAUUUCAUCCGACGGACGAGGAAGUCCUGAGCUAUUACUUGAAGAGAAAUGUUCUGAGUAGAACCGUAAGGCUCGGUGGAAUUGGGGUUGUUGAUACAAGCAUGAGCCUUGGGACUUAACAAGUUCUCAGGGUUCUUUUUCUUUUUUCUUUUUUUCAACGUAUUUGUGUGAUUUGGGUUUCUCUGCGAGACGUAUGAGUUCUUGUUUCUGAUUUGGGCUGCUUUGCGGUUUCGCCUAUUGACUCAAUUCCGGGAAAAAAGUUUAGCUUUAUGUGUCUUUGUUCAUUUUCUGGUGAAAAAUAUUGUUGACGAUUUAGGCUGUAAACCUGUGACAUAAAUCGACAUAUUAAUUGUGCAAAAUUUAGUA